GCGUUAGUUGACUGACUGGGCGAUGCUAUUUCUUUCCAAUUAAAGGAGAGAAUCAAAGUGAAGUCUCCUCGGGGUCUUGUUUCUCGGCGUUCCAAGAAGAAAACGAAACGCUUUGGAGCCCGAACGGAAACCGUCGUCGAUUGCCUCCGCCGCCGUUUCUCUCUGCGAUUCCCUUUCAGACGGAGGAGGAAGAGGCAGGGCAGGGCAGGGCGGAGCAGAGAAGAGAGAGAGAGAAGAGAGAGAGAUUUAGAUUAGGCUAACUGCGUGUGUAUGUAUAAAUAGAGAGAGGGAGAGAGAUAGAGAGGGAAAUGGCUCCAACAGUGGAUUAUACGGUGGCCAAACAAGCAGAACAGCUGAGGCAAGAUGGCAACAUUUAUUUCAAGAAAGAUCGGUUCUUGGCGGCCAUUGAUGCUUACACGGAGGCAAUCGCCUUGUGCCCUAAUGUUCCCGUGUAUUGGACCAAUCGCGCUUUGUGCCAUCGCAAGCGGAAUGAUUGGACGAAAGUUGAGGAUGAUUGUAGAAGAGCCAUUCAGCUUGAUCACAAUUCUGUUAAGGCUCACUACAUGCUAGGCCUUGCAUUGCUACAAAGACAAGAAUUUGCUGAAGGAGUCAGAGAAUUGGAAAGAGCUUUGGACCUUGGGAGGGGUGCAAACCCUCAGAGUUACAUGGUGGAAGAGAUAUGGCAGGAGCUUGCAAAAGCCAAAUACCUUGAAUGGGAGCAUGAUUCUACUAAGCGUGCGUGGGAAUUACAAACCUUGAAAGAAGCCUGUGAGUCUGCUCUGAUAGAGAGACAUUUUCUUGACAACUCUGAAGAUAAAGGGUUUCUAGGCGAAGCCAGUGAUGCCAAUUCAGCACAGCUGGAGCUUCUAGGACAAGUAUUUCAGGAAGCUGGAGAAGCUGACAUGCCGAAAGAGGUGCCAGAUUACCUGUGUUGUAAGAUUACGCUCGAUAUAUUCCGCGAUCCCGUCAUUACUCCUAGCGGGAUUACAUAUGAGAGGGCAGUGAUCAUCGACCAUCUCCAGAAGGUGGGAAGGUUUGAUCCGGUUACACGGGAACCGCUCAAGGAAUACCAACUGAUAUCAAAUUUGGCAAUAAAAGAAGCAGUCCAAGCCUUCCUGGAAAAGCAUGGAUGGGCAUACAAGACUGAUUGAAAGCUGGUUUGUUUUGACACUAGGGUUUUUUUUUUUUUUUUGGUGGAAUAUUAGCUAAAUCAUGCUGGAUGCAUGAUCUCAUGUCGUGUUAUACACUAUGUGUGGGGUUGAAAAUUGUACAGUAAUAGGUCAUUUGACUUGCCCUUUCUUGCGA
Diospyros lotus (date-plum) is the source of this 1305-nucleotide messenger RNA. Its product is annotated as E3 ubiquitin-protein ligase CHIP. The record is from RefSeq and is a predicted model, not a curated record. Gene Ontology annotation, biological process: protein quality control for misfolded or incompletely synthesized proteins; cellular response to misfolded protein; protein polyubiquitination. NCBI's taxonomy places the organism in Eukaryota, Viridiplantae, Streptophyta, Magnoliopsida, Ericales, Ebenaceae. The coding region runs from base 309 to 1151 and encodes 280 amino acids. Gene Ontology annotation, molecular function: protein-folding chaperone binding; ubiquitin protein ligase activity. Gene Ontology annotation, cellular component: cytoplasm. The transcript has 8 exons.